Molecule: messenger RNA, 1715 nt
Organism: Acanthopagrus latus (yellowfin seabream)
Lineage: Eukaryota; Metazoa; Chordata; Actinopteri; Spariformes; Sparidae
Gene: mettl1
Product: methyltransferase like 1
Exons: 6
Coding region: 117-842 (241 amino acids)
Biological process (GO): RNA (guanine-N7)-methylation; tRNA methylation
Cellular component (GO): tRNA methyltransferase complex
Molecular function (GO): tRNA (guanine(46)-N7)-methyltransferase activity
Source: RefSeq, a predicted model, not a curated record
UAGAAACAAACGUGACUGCUUGGAAGUGGUUUGUUUGAAGUGUAGACCUGAGUUUAUUUGCUGAUAACGCCACAGUGUGAAUAUUUCGGGGAGUGAAGUAUUUAUCUGAGUCCAACAUGAGUUCGUCGAUGCCGCAGAAGCGUUACUACAGACAGCGAGCCCAUUCAAACCCGAUGGCUUACCACACGUUUGAUUACCCCGUGUGUCCACAGGAAAUGGACUGGUCUGAGCUGUAUCCACAUUACUUCCCUGGCAACCCCUCUGAAAAAGAGAGUCCUCGAGUUGAGUUCGCAGACAUUGGAUGUGGAUAUGGGGGACUCUUAGUGGAGUUGUCACCACUGUUCCCAGACAAGCUCAUCCUAGGCCUGGAGAUCCGAGUGAAAGUGUCUGAUUAUGUUCGGGAUCGCAUCCAGUCACUGCGGGCGUCAGAACCAGGGAACUACCAGAACAUUGCCUGCCUUCGCAGCAAUGCGAUGAAGUACCUCCCCAACUUCUUCUCGAAAGGACAGCUCAGUAAGAUGUUCUUCCUCUUCCCUGACCCUCAUUUUAAGAAGACCAAGCACAAAUGGAGGAUCAUUAGUCCAACGUUGUUGGCAGAGUAUGCCUACACACUGAGAGUCGGGGGUUUGGUGUACACCAUGACAGAUGUGGAGGAGGUGCACGUCUGGAUGGUGAAGCACUUCACUGAACAUCCACUAUUUACACGUGUCUCUGAGGAAGAACUGGUUGGUGAUGUCAUUAUAAGUCGAUUGGGCACCUGUACAGAGGAAGGAAAGAAAGUCCAGAGAAAUGGAGGGAAGAAUUUCCUUGCAGUUUUCCGGAGGAUCGAGGAUUUAAACUAAGACCAAAAUAGUUGGAAGUUUAAAAACUGAAACCAUUGUCUCAUGCAGUCAUCUGUUUGUGGAGGAUAAUGCCGCUCUGUGGCGCUGGAGGCUGCGGCUCAGUCCCCUGGCAGAUGAACAGUUCUUCUUGCGUUAAUGGACAAACAUUUACAUCAUCACUUGAUAGAAGAUUUGAGUUUUACACACCAUUUAUGGAUUUGAUCCAUCAUUUUACAAAGACAGCACAAGGGAAUUAAAUCAUAACAGGAUCUUUAUUCUGGCUUGACUCACAGUGUUGUGCAUUGCUUUUUUUACAUUAAUUUUUUAAUAGUCUUCAGAUUUUUUUUUGAUUUUUUUUUUUUUUUUGCAAAAGUGCUGCUUUUGGAUUCCAUGUGAAGCUAUAAAUUCUUAAAGUAAAACAAAAACUCAGUGUUGGGUUUGGUUCAUUGUGGAUAAUAUGAUGGGUUUUGUGUUGCAGCUAUUUUGGGUACAUGUCUUUUAACUUUAUUCCAAGAGGAGUUUAAUUUGUGCUCAUUACAGACAUCUCUUCUAAUCCUGCUGUUUGCUUUUCAUCUGAAACUCUUUUGAAAUGACAAACAUUUCUGUCCAGUGAUAUAACCGCGUUGGCUUUGUGGUGGUUAUUCACUGUAUUGGCAGAUGAAUCUGUGAUGGAUUAGACUGAGAAGUUUUCCAGUGAUCUAUGUCAAGCUUGUUUGUUAUGGGUCAUUGUCUGGUUUUAAAAUAAACCUGCAAGCUGCUACACGUCCUCCGAGAAGUGAAUGCAGCACAGAGUGUUCAGAGCGAUGGCUUUGACAAAAUCAUGUUGAAAAUGUUUGAAGAAGUUAUUCAGUCAACAACAUGUGGAUCUAGUUUAAUACAUAUACUUAAUACAUA